Molecule: messenger RNA, 750 nt
Organism: Lepus europaeus (European hare)
Lineage: Eukaryota; Metazoa; Chordata; Mammalia; Lagomorpha; Leporidae
Product: basic proline-rich protein-like
Exons: 2
Coding region: 1-750 (249 amino acids)
Source: RefSeq, a predicted model, not a curated record
AUGCUCGGGAUCUGCCCCAGCCCGGCCCAGCCCAGCCCAGCCCCUGCCAGCACCGCAGCGAUCCUGGCGGGAGCCGCAGAGGCCCCGAGCAGCGGAGAUAACGGUAGCCGGCGGAGGCCGCGCCUGCCCACCCCUCGCCACCCCGGGUCGGGCUCCUUCCUCCGGCCCCGGUGCCCAGGCAGGCCCGGCCGGGGGCCUCCCGCCUUCCCGGGCCGCAUCCGCCCGCCAGGGGCCCACAAAAGCCCCCCGCCAACGCCGGCACUCCGCAGCCCCCAUUCCAGUGGGCUCCCAGGGGCUCGGGGCGUGACCCCCCAGCUGCAGCGCGGCGAGCGGGGGCACCGCGGCGAGCCCUCACACAAUAAAGGGAUCCCGAGGCGGCCGCCGACCCUCCCCCCGGCCGCCCGGCGGCAGCGCGCCCCCGCCACAUUUCCCGCCGCGGCGGCCCGCGGACGCCCCCACGCCCCUCGGGCCCUGCCGCCCCGGCGCCCGCGAAGGCCCGCCCUCCCCGGAGCCCCCAGCCCGCCGUCCCCCAAAGCUCCGGCGCCCGUCCGCCCAGCCCUCGGCGAGCCCCUCUCCCACGCCCGGGGGGCCAGGCCCGGCCUAGCCCACCACCCAGCCGCCCUCCCCGGCCGGCGCCCCCACACACCGGGGUCCCACACCGGGACGCUCGCCUGGGCUGCGGACUCCCACACGCCGAGGACCCCCGGAAAUACCCCCCAGGGGUCGCCCUGCCGCACUCGCGGGCCCUGA